This is a messenger RNA of Neltuma alba, 837 nucleotides long. RefSeq names its product probable S-adenosylmethionine-dependent methyltransferase At5g38780. Gene Ontology annotation, molecular function: methyltransferase activity. The transcript has 3 exons. Lineage: Eukaryota; Viridiplantae; Streptophyta; Magnoliopsida; Fabales; Fabaceae. The record is from RefSeq and is a predicted model, not a curated record. Bases 1 to 837 code for a protein of 278 amino acids.
AUGGAAAGCCAAAAAGUCUCCAAAUCAUAUCAGGGAUUUCCAAUGAAUGGUGGAGAUGGGCAGCAAAGUUAUGCUCGAAAUUCCAUGUAUCAGCGAAGAGGAACAGAUAUUACUAAAAACAUGAUCAGAGAGACCAUUCUUGAGAAGCUAGAUCUGGAAACACUUCCGCAGAAUUCCUCUGAUACUUUUCGCAUAGCAGAUUUGGGCUGUUCAGUUGGACCAAACACAUUUUUCACUGUUCAAAACAUUAUAGACUCCGUGGGCCUUAAAUAUCAAUCUCAAGAACACAAUAAAGACUCAGUUGAAUUUCAAGUGUUUUUCAAUGAUCAUGCUGGUAAUGAUUUCAACACACUUUUGAAGUCCCUCCCUGAGGACAAGCAGUAUUUUGCAGCAGCUGUGCCUGGUUCCUUUCAUGGCAGAUUGUUUCCAGAAUCAAGCAUUCAUGUCUUCAACUCAUCUUAUACUCUUCAUUGGCUCUCAAAAGUGCCUAAAGAAAUAGUUGACAAGAACUCUCGAGCCUAUAAUAAAGGGAAGAUUUACUUUACAAGUGAAGAUGAGGCAGUUGCAGAGGCAUAUUCUGCACAAUUUGAAAGGGACCUUGAAAGCUUCCUGAAUUCAAGGGUCUUAGAACUUGUUCCUGGGGGCAUCAUGAUUCUUAUCAUUCUCUGUGUCCCACCAAAUUCCUUGAAUAGAUUCGAAGCUUCUGUAAAUAUCAUUGGCGAUGUUCUUGUGGAGAUGGCCAAUAAGUUUGAGAAGAAAUUGGCAUCAGAAUCCAACUUCCUUGCAGACCCAAGUUCCAAGGAAUUGGGAGAGUUAUUUAUAAUGAAGCGCAAAUGA